This is a messenger RNA of Coffea arabica (coffee), 1882 nucleotides long. RefSeq names its product stress-response A/B barrel domain-containing protein UP3-like. The record is from RefSeq and is a predicted model, not a curated record. NCBI's taxonomy places the organism in Eukaryota, Viridiplantae, Streptophyta, Magnoliopsida, Gentianales, Rubiaceae.
CGGAGGGCGACUCGGGAGUUUGGGACAUUAGAAAAAAAAUGCUGUGUGGAGGUGUAAGAGCAGCAGUUAACGGUCGCACAAACAUCUUAUCAUUUCCUCGUCUCCGCCCUUCUUCUUCUUCUCCGUUCAAAUUCUUCUACUUUCCCUCCACCACCCGCCUCUACGCCGCUCAAUCACAACCGUCCAUCAAUAUGUCCGCGGGCAGUCCACCUGAGUUCAUAGAACACAUCGUUCUCUUCAAAGUGAAACCAGAUAUUGACCCUUCCAAAGCAACGGCCAUGGUCAACAACCUCAGUAGUCUCGCCUCACUCGAUUCCGUCCUCCACCUCACCGCCGGCCAGCUCCUCCGGUCCAGAUCCUCCUCUCUCACCUUCACUCACAUGCUCCACUCUCGCUACGCCUCCAAGUCCGACCUCGAUGCUUACUCCGCACACCCCGACCACGUCGCCGUCGUCAACAAUUACGUCAAGCCUAUCGUCGAUGACAUUAUGGCCGUCGAUUGGGUCGCCAGCGGCGCCGGCGCGGUUAAAAUUCCUCCCGGUUCGGCUAUGAGGGUGACGUUUUUGAAAUUGAAGGAGGGCUCCGGGGAGGAUGAGAAAAAUGAGGUUUUGGGGGUGAUUGGGGGAAUCAAAGAGAAGUUUCCGGGGAUUGAGCAGUUGAGUUUUGGGGAGAACUUUUCUCCCGGGAGAGCGAAAGGGUUUUCAAUCGCCUCUGUUGCAGUACUCAAUGGGGUUAAUGAAUUGGAGGGAUUGGAUGCGGAACCGGAGGCGGCCAAUAAGCAGAAGGAUUUGGUUAGGGAUAAGCUAGAUGGUGUGGUGGUGCUGGAUUACGUUGUUCCUCCGCCGCAGACGGCUAGCCUCUGAUGAAGGAAGACUUUCAGAUACGAGUAUACAACAAGGAUAGCAAUUUUGCAAUUUUUCAUCUUGAGCCCUAUCAGCCUCCUCCUCUCGGUUUGAUUUCUGGCAUGCAGGUCAACUGCUCUAGUACUAAAAAUUGUUUUACGUGAAGUAAUCGCUGUGCAACCAAUGACAGCGCAACUGGCAAAUUUGGAAUGGGAAGUUUGGUUCAGUUUCACUCUCAACUAGUGUCCCCAUAGUCCUCCCCAUGGUGCCAUUCUAUAGAACUGGAACUACUUUUGCUCGGUUGAAGUUGGUCAGUUCACUGCUUUUUAAGAAAUUUCUCUUGUGCAAGGAUGAUGAUGAAAAGAAGAAAGUAAUGCAUAUGGUUCAGCCAAUUCUCUCACAGGCCACAGUAACUGAAGAUGACCACACUACGCAAAGAAAACUGCAAUACCCCUCCAAGUGAUUUCUAAGCGCCAAUGCUAUCCUUAGCCACCUUCCCUCGUCCUCUUUAUUUCUCUCACCCUGCCCUGCCCUUUUAGCAUUGGCCAUGUGAUGUUCAUCCCGUGCUUUUCUUCAGGUCCAGGCCUGCAUAUAUCCACAAGCAUGUCAAGCCUUGAAAGAUUUUAUCUUGUUAUUUUGACUAGUGAUUGUCAAUUUCUUCUCAAGAAUUCAACUCGCCUUAAGUAUGACCAAAAGGUGACUGGCACUGGUACAUGCUGCUUAAUUCCAUUUUGCGGACGCAGCUGAAGAACUCUGGUUUAACCGUGCAGAUGAUUGUUGAAUUUCAUGUGCUGUGCUUGAAGUGCAUAGCGGUUUGACUUGUGAGUGUUGGUGGUGUGUCAGCCAUUGUUCUUGCACUCAGUGUCUGUAGUUUGAUGUCUGGAACUGGAGCUGUACAUAAUGGAGUUGUGAAUGCAAACUCUGGUUUGAUCUAGUUUUGCUUUCUCUUGCCAUGCAAACUUAAGUGUAAGUUGAAGAAAUUCCUCACCCUAUGACCAUCUCCAAUUUUCCUUUAUAGGAGGCUACUCUACUUGUCUAAA